AUGGCGUUUAUAUUUGAAAGCAUUGCUGGUCCUAUUGUUGAAUGUUUGUUGCCUCCUGUCAAGAAGAAUUUGAGUUAUCUUUUUUCCUCCACAAAACAUGUGAGGAACAUGAGUGCUAAAAUGAACCAACUGAAUGGUACAUGCAUUGAUGUCAAAAAUCACAGGGAUGCAAACAAUAUAAAUAAUCUAGAGAUACCUGAGCGUGUACCGGGUUGGUUGGAAGAGGUUGAACAAAUUAGAAAAGAUGCUCAAAGCAUUUCAAGUACUGAUAGUGGAUGUUUUAACAUAAUAAUGAGGUACCGAGCAGGAAGGAAGGCAUGUAAGACUACUGAGGCGAUCGAAAGUCUUAUUACGGAAAAACUUCAAAUGAGCUGGAGUGAUGCUCAAAAACCUCUUGGGAGAGUGCAUUCUAAAAUCGCAUCUUCGGAUGGUGAUGCCCAAAAUCACUUCAAAUCAAGAGAGAAGCCUUUUAAGGAUGCGCUCGGGUUCCUUCAACAAAAUCAGAUGAUAGCCCUAUGUGGAAUGGGUGGUGUGGGAAAAACGACCAUGAUGGAACAGCUGAAAAAGCAUCUGGAAGGUGAGAAAAAGUUUGAUUUGUUUCUAAAGGUGGUUAUUGGGAAAAAAGAAGCGUCUUCUAUUCAGCAAGCUUUGGCAGAAUGCAUAAGUCUAUCUCUAACUGAAACAGAUCCAACAAGAAGGGCAGAACGUCUUGGUAUAGCAUUUACAGAGCUGGUAAAACAAAACAAAAAGGUUUUAGUAAUAUUAGAUGAUGUAUGGGAGUCGAUCGAUCUCAAAGAUAUUGGACUAAGUCCUUUUCCCAACAGCUUCAAGUUAUUGCUGACAUCACGAAAGGAAAAUACUUGCAAGCAAAUUGCAGAAAAAUGUAAUUUUGAUUUGAAAGUAGUUAGAGUGGAACUCAUGGAGGAGCUAGAAGCACAGAAUUUCUUUUGGAAAAUCAUAGGAAUCGCAAAACAAAAUGAUCCGGAGCUCAAUCAAAUUGGAACAGAGAUUGUGAGAGAAUGUGGGUGUUUGCCCCUUGCCAUUAAUCUCGUUGCCAGUCGUCUUAAGUUUGAAGAAAAGGUUGCAUGGAGAGAUACACUCCGCCGUUUGAAGAAUAAAAAUCUUGAUUAUGUGCAAGAAAGUGUUAAGAUAAGCUAUGACUAUAUAAAAGAGGAUGAGGAAAAAGAAAUCUUUCUUCUUUGUGGCUUGUUUCCUGAUGACUUUAAUAUUCCAAUCGAGGAACUCACAAGAUAUGCAUGGGGCCUACGGUUGUUAAAUGGAGUUUCUACUUUGGGAGAGGCUAGAGACAGGACAGAGACGUGUGUGCAGAGUCUCAAAAAAGCAAAUUUGUUGAUGGAAUGCGAUGCUGAUGGGUGUGUCAAAAUGCAUGAUCUUGUGCUCGAUUUUGUUUUAGGUAUAGUUUCUAGGGGUGAGCAUCCAUGGGUAAUUAAUCAUGGUGAUAAUUCAAAGUGGACUAGUGUUGGAAUGAGCAAGACUUGCAAAAGAAUCUCCAUUACUUGCACGGGUAUGUCUGAGUUUCCUAGUGACUCCAAGUACCCAAACCUUUCACUUUUGAGACUUAUGGAUGGAGAUAAGUCGCUUAAGUUUCCUAAUGAUUUUUAUGAAAGAAUGGAAAAUCUUGAAGUUAUAGCGUAUGAAAAAAUGCAGUAUCCGUUGCUCCCCGGCUCACUUCAGUCCUCCACCAAGCUACAAACACUCAUUCUCAAUCAAUGCCUAUUGACGUUUGAUUUCUCGGCUAUUGGUGAACUCGUGAAUCUGGAAGUGCUCAGUUUUGCACAUUGUCGGAUCAAAAAGUUACCAUGCUCAAUUGGAAAUUUGAAGAAGCUAAAGCUACUGGAGUUGACGGGUUGUAUCAACCUUCGGAUUGAUGAUGGUGUCUUGAAAAGUUUGGUCAAUCUUGAAGAGCUUUAUAUGAGAGUACAUGGCAAAAAGGCAAUUAGGUUCACAGACAGCAAUCAUGCUGAAUUAGCAGAACUUUCAGAGCACCUUUCUGCAUUAGAAGUUGAGUUCUUUGACAACGGUACACCCGAGAAUAUGUUGUUUACUAAACUCAAAAGGUUCAGGAUCUCAAUGGGAUGUGGUUUAGGAGACAAUCCUGGAUUAAAGAUGCACUCAUUUGAAAACACGUUGAUGUUGGUCACUAACAAAGAUGAGCUAUUGGAAUCUAGAUUGAAUGAGUUGUUUGUGAAAACAGAGGUGCUUUAUCUAGAAGUGGAUGGUAUGAAUGAUUUUCAUCAACAGUCGUUUAAUAAUCUAAGAGUCCUUGAUGUCUUCAAGUGUGCAAACUUGAGAUUCCUCUUCACAGUCCCUAUUGCAAAUGGUUUGAUGAACCUUGAACGCCUCACAGUUUCACAGUGCCCUGUUCUAGAAGUACUUGCACAUAGUGAGAAUGGUGGAGAUGGGUCAAUUAGGUUUCAGGGGCUAAAGUUUCUAUCAUUGAAGAUGCUACCAGAGUUGAUAGGUCUUUGCAACACUGCUAAUGUAAUUGAGCUACCACAGCUGGUGGAGCUGGAACUUGAUGGCCUUCCUUAUUUCAAUAGCAUUUAUCCUGAGAAAACAUCUGCAACAUCUUCUAUGUCCAGUAAUGUCUCUGCAAUUCAACCUUUCUUCAACAAAGGGGUGCUGAUUCCUAAGUUGGAGAAAUUGAGGAUUUGGAGGUUGGAUAAGCUGAAAGAGAUAUGGCCUUAUCAAUUUAUAAGUAGUAGUGACGAAGUUAAUGCCUGCAUGUUGAGAGAGAUUAGAGUGAGGGAAUGUGAUAAUCUUGUGAAUCUGUUUCCAACCAAUCCCAUGUCUUUGCUGGGUCGUCUGGAAGAGCUGGAUGUUUCUAAUUGUGGAAGCAUUGAAUUGUUAUUUAACAUCGACAUGAGUUGUGUUGGUGAAAUUGAAGAGUACAGUAGCAACUUGAGACUCAUUAAUGUAGAUGGUUUGGGGAAGCUAAGAGAGUUGUGGAGGAUGAAAGGUGAAAGUAGCUCUGAUAUCCUCAUCCGUACCUUUCAAGCUGUUGAAAGGAUAGAAAUAGAAAAGUGUGAGAGGUUUGUAAACGUAUUCACACCGACCGUCACCAAUUCUGAUGUGAGAACAUUUAUGAAUGUGAGUAUAGAUGGUAGGAGAUAUUGUGAAGCAAACAGGAGAAACAUUGAAUUGGUUCAGAAAAGCAAGGAGAUUAAUGUUAUAUCCAAGGAAGAGAUCAUUUCAGAGGUGGAUGGUAAUAUUCCUGACGUUGAAUCCUCAAUUCAUCCCAAACCUUUUCACGUUAAUCACCUUCAAAGACUUAAGGUACAUGAUUGUAAGGAUGUUGAAGUGGUGUUUGAGAUAGAGAGUUCCAGUAGCAACAGCAGCACAGAUUUGACAUCAACUCUGCAUAAAUAUAAUCAUCAACCACCACUACUACUUCCCCACCUCAAGGUUUUACAUUUAGAUGAUAUGUCGAGGAUGAGUGAUGUGUGGAAGUGCAAUUGGAAGAAACUUGUAAUUCCUCAAAACCAAUCACAAUCCUACUCAUUCCACAACCUCACAAUCAUACACAUGGAAAAGUGUCAUAGCAUAAAGUACUUAUUUUCACCUCUCAUGGGCAAACUUCUUCCCAACUUAAAGGUGGUCUGGAUAAGGUGGUGUUAUGGUAUUGAAGAAGUUGUUUCAAAUAGAGAUAUUAAUGAUGAAAAUGAAGAAAUAAUAUCUUCUACUCACACAAACACCAUCUCCUCCUUCCCUCUUCUUGAAGAACUCUUCCUCCGGUCUUUGCCACGCCUAAAGAGUAUCGAUGGCGGUACUACAAUCACAACUACUUCCAUCCAUGAUCAGUUCAAGUGUUCUCAAGUCGGUGUUGCUUCUUGGUUCUUAUGCCAAUACUCCAAAAAGAUUUAUAUAGAGAACUGUCCUGCCCUAUCAAGAGUGUUUCCAUCCAAUGUAGUGGGACGACUGCUUAAGCUUGAAGAGUUGAGAAUAUGUGAUGAUACUUGUACUGCAAUCACCAUCCCAAGGUCGGCAAAUAUGACUCUGCUUCAAUUGCCCAACCUAACGAUAUUGAAAAUAGAAAGAUGUGAAGUUUUGGAAUAUAUAUUCACAAGUUCCACACUUGAAAGCCUCAAGCAACUCAAAGAACUGACUGUAGCAGAAUGCAAGGCAAUGCAAGUGAUUGUGAAGGAAGACGCAGAGCACACAGAAACAUCUAAAUCUAUAAUAGUCUUCCCACGUCUCAAGUCCCUUACACUUGUAGAUUUACCAGAUCUGAAGGGUUUCUUCUUGGGGAAGAAUGAGUUCAGGUGGAAAGUAUUGGAAAUGGUUGAGAUGUAUGGCUGCCCACAAAUGAUGAAUUUCACAUCUGGUCACUCCAUGACUCCGAAGCUCAAAUAUAUACAUACAGCCUACGGCAAGCAUAGUCUUGAAUGUGGCCUCAACUUCCAUUUGACCAAUGCUACACAUGAGGAUGAGACUCAACUCCCUAUGUGCUCUACUCCAGAUUUGAUAAAGCUAGUUCAAUUCCCGUGGUCUUUUUCAAAUUUAGUUGAAGUAGAUUGGAAAUACAAAUUGUUGAAAAGCCGCAUAAUUUUUCCAUGCAAGGAGUUGCUUAAUCUGAAGAAUCUUGAAAAGGUUUCUAUUACCAAUGCAUAUGAAUCUGUAACAGAGGAGGUAUUUGAAGUAGCAGAAGGGACAAAUGAAGAUGUGGAUAUUGAAACACAAUCUGUUGUGGUAUUUGAGAAGCUGAAAGAGGUGACUUUGGGUGGAAUAUAUAAUCUGAAGCAUGUGUGGAGGAGCAAUCGGUGGAUAGUGUUGAACUUUCCAAACCUUACAAAGGUGUCGAUUGAAAGUUGUAAGCUUCUUGGACACGUUUUCAGUAGUUGCAUGGUUGGCAGUCUAUUGCAGCUCCAAGAGCUAAAAAUAAGUGACUGCAAGAGUAUGGAUGUGAUUGUGAAGCAAGUUGAAGAUUCCAAAACCAGACUGACUUCUGAGGUUGUGUUCCCUUGUCUGAAAUCCAUAACACUUGAAUGGCUUCUAAAUCUCAAGGGAUUUUGCCUGGGGAAGGAGGCUUUUGAAUGGCCAUCAUUAGAUACUUUGGUAAUCAAAUAUUGUCCGGAAAUAACAGUUUUCACAAAUGGGCAAUCAACUACUCCGGAGCUAAAGUUAAUAGAUACAACUUUUGGAUUGUGUCAUGUAACAGAAGACCCCAACUCUUUUAUAAAGACCUAUCAAAAAGAGGGAUGGCAGUUCUAGAGGAACAUUUGAAUUCACAUGUGCAGUUUGGCUCAUUUUGAAGUCAGCUAUAUAUAUAGCAUAAUAGGCAUCUUCUGAUUUCAAACAGCCCCGCCACCACCACAUGUCCCUGAGUACUCCCUGGAACUUGUAUCUUGUGAUGGCUGGCAGUUGUUUCUGGUGGUGGAUUUGGCCAGAGAAAUUUCCAUGUGUACAUACUUAAAGAAAAAUUAUCUGUUUUCAAAAGAAAAACACAAACUUGGUUGCCUUCUUGAUGAAUUAUAUUUUGUCCUUCACUCACAACUUUACCCUGUAAAUAACAUAAACAUACUUUUCUUAAUUUACUAUAUUUUAAUCCCCUGUUUUAGGAUAAACUUAGCUUCAAUAUACU
Messenger RNA from Lactuca saligna, 5602 nucleotides. NCBI's taxonomy places the organism in Eukaryota, Viridiplantae, Streptophyta, Magnoliopsida, Asterales, Asteraceae. The record is from the annotation of a GenBank genome assembly.